Messenger RNA from Helicoverpa armigera (cotton bollworm), 1650 nucleotides. RefSeq names its product prolactin regulatory element-binding protein. The record is from RefSeq and is a predicted model, not a curated record. Gene Ontology annotation, cellular component: endoplasmic reticulum membrane. NCBI's taxonomy places the organism in Eukaryota, Metazoa, Arthropoda, Insecta, Lepidoptera, Noctuidae. Gene Ontology annotation, biological process: protein secretion. The transcript has 7 exons. Gene Ontology annotation, molecular function: GTPase activator activity; protein binding; guanyl-nucleotide exchange factor activity. The coding region runs from base 194 to 1468 and encodes 424 amino acids.
UUUUGUCAUGUUGGAAGUGGUGAAUUCUUUCUAAAGUUUUGUUCGUGGUCCGUGUAGUUUAAACCAUAUUCCGGCGAAUUUUACGAUGUUUAGUUAAUUAAAAUGAUCUUAUGUGGAUUGCUUUAAUAUUAGGAUAGUGUUAUUUCUUGGAUAUAGGCACAUUGGAUCGGUAAAAUUGAUGUUAUAAGCCACCAUGUCGCCUAAUAGAUGUGAUGGUUUACUCGCGAGGGUUGAUUUUCCGCUCUACACGCUUCAAACGCUUACGAAUCGACACGUAAUUGUUGCGGGUGGUGGUGGAGCCGCGGCAACAGGCGUAGCUAAUGGAUUUGAAAUAUUUGAGCUCUCACACAAUGGAACGAGAUUUGUUGCCGAAGAGGUGAUGCGCCAUGAAACUGGGCCGAAUGUGGUGAUGAAUUGUUCAGUCAGGACUACACAGAACAAGACAUACCUGACCGCUGGUCAGGAGAGCCAUUGUCAACUGUAUAAAGUGAACAUACGCAUGGUAGAUGCGGCUGAGAUGAGAAGAGGAAGCUUCAGGGCAGAGAAUGGACUUGUCAGAAGGAGAAGGCGCACUGUUUCGGAGAACGACAAUAUAUCAAAGAAGGAUAGUAAUAGUAAUACUACGGAGAAGAGAAUAUCAUUUGAAAUAAGGCCUAGCGACAGUGUGCAAACAGAUUUCAGCAAUGAUCCUCUGCAGCGAGUGGUGCGGAUCAGCCACAACGGCAAGCUGAUGGCGACGGGCGGCAUCGACGGCAAGGUGCGCGUGUGGGGCUUCCCCAAGAUGGAGCUCCUGUACGAGCUCGAAGGACAUACUAAAGAGAUCGACGACUUAGACUUCAGUCCAUGCGACACGUCUCUGGUGAGCAUUGCUAAGGACGGGCUGGCGCUGCUGUGGGGGACGCAGGGCAAGCGGCCGCCCGCGCUGCAGAUCACCUGCCAGCCGCCCAACGGGAACAAGUAUCUGUUCCGACGGUGCAGGUUCGGUCUAAUAGAAGACAAGAAGGACGAAUACAGGAUGUUCACAAUAGCGAAUCCUUUGACCCGGUCGGGACGGCAGCGGGGGCUGCUGCAGUCGUGGCACCCGCGCUCCGGGGAGCUGCAGGGCUCCGCCCUCGCCAGCGAGUCGCUCAGUGCGUUAGCUGUGAGAGACGACGGCAGAUUUGUGGGAGUCGGCACCAUGUUUAGCGGAUCUGUCGAUAUUUAUAUUGCUUUUAGUUUACAGCGAGUCCUCCACGUGAAGAACGCUCACAUGAUGUUCGUCACCGGGCUGGAGUUCCUCCCAGUGCGAGGCUACGGCCCCGCCAUCACGAGCCGCUCCGAGGCCGCGCUGCUCUCCAUCUCCGUCGACAACUGCGUCUGCGUGCACUCGCUGCCGCAUCGAAGUACUGUACCUGCCUGGGUUGCCAUCCUACUUAUAAUUUUCGUACUAUUCUGUACCUUCACACUAUGUUCAUACAUGGGCAUUUAACGAUAUAUAAAUAUUUAUUAUAAACGUAAAAUAAAUGAAACUAUUUCUUAUGUAAGUAAUUCGGGGUUAUGUUAGUGUAAUUUUAUUGUAAUAGGCAAUUAUGAAUAUUACGCUCAUAUACAUAUUAUGUAUGUAUAAAUAGGAUUAUGUGAUUGAAUUAAAUGAGGUGCAAUGUUGCAAUA